GCAUAUCCGGUUUGCGUUCACGUAUUCUGGCUGACUGACGAGUAGUGAAGACACCGGGAGCUGGAUGAGCGCUUAAACCAAUCAACAUUAUCGCAUCGUUUCAAGCCCUCCGCCGUGGAAGUCGUCAUUUAAAUUUGCCGAACUCGCGUCUCCUCCUCCCGUCGAACUUAUUCGUCCUGCACUCCCUCCACCGCGUUUGGUUGUCAGACGGGCAAACAUCGGCGGUUCCUUCUCUGUCGUCCCUCGAACAUGGUGGUGGCCUGUGGGCAAGAAGUCGACGAGGCAGCCCGGUGACGACGAGCGGAGUGUUUUUAAAGCUCGCAUUUGACGAGUGUGUUCUCAAACGUCGGGUUUGGAAUUAGCUGCGUGCCCUGUGGACGUUGACCCCCCCCCCCCCCGACCAUCUAAUUAGCAUUUUGUAGAACAGAACGCGGCAAUUUGGCGUCCCAAGUUACCCUCAACUUUUUGGGGGGAGAAAAGAUGGCGACAUAAUUGCAGGAGAAAUCAAGUGCAGCCCGAUGGAACCGUUUUACCUCCUGCGUCACUUUUAGCGAUCUUACUUGGAUUACUGCAAUUUUAUUAUGGAUAUUCGCAGCCAAGCGGCGCCAGGUCAGGAAUAACAAUCCCAACGAGCCUCCAGCAGCAGCACUACGAUGAGCGAGAAAAGCGAUUGUUUCCCCUCGUCGAGAUUUUGAAUAGUCGCGGGCAGUUCAUUACAUGGAGACUCGCUUGACAUGCCGAGGACAGAGUUGCCGCUACCCGACGGUUGGGAAGAAGCCCGAGACUUUGAUGGCAAAGUCUACUAUAUUGACCACAUCAACCAGAGUACCAGCUGGAUCGAUCCCCGAGACAGGCAGACGAAGCCUCUGACGUUCGCCGACUGUAUCGGAGAUGAGCUGCCAGUCGGUUGGGAGGAGGCGUUCGACCCUAUGGUCGGGGCAUACUAUGUCGACCACAACACCAAGAGCACCCAGCUGGAAGACCCGCGGGCCCAGUGGCAGCGGGAGCAGGAGGCCAUGUUGCGGGAAUACCUGGCCGUGGCCCACGAUGCCCUCAGUGCUCAGAAGGAGAUCUACCAGGUGAAAGAGCAGAGGCUCCGUCUUGCGCAGCAGGAGUACCUGCAACUCAACAACACCUGGCGGGACAAGUCCACAUCGCAAACCAGCUUGAAUUCCAGAACAUCCACCUCCAGCAAGUAUGAUCCAGAUAUCCUUAAAGCAGAAAUCGCCACAGCCAAAAGUCGGGUCAACAAGCUGAAACGGGACCUGGCCUGCAUGAAACAGGAGCUGCAGUACAAAGAACAAGGCUUUGAGACCCUCAAAGAGAUUGACCAAAAGGUGUCCAAAAGCCCUUACGGCUUCAAAUUGCAGGAGGCGCAAGCCAUCCUCAGCGAGGUGCGCUCCAUCCGGGACACCAUCAGCGCUGGGGAGAAGGAGAAACAAGAACUCAUUCAGAAAUUGGCGGUUCUGAAGGAUGCUUUCCAGCUGGACUCGGGCUCACAGCAGGAUCUGUGGGGCACCAGUCGAUCGCUGGCCAACUCAGAGCUGUCCAUCCCACGAGUCUACUCUGACGCCGGAUCGCAGACCGACAUCCCCGCCGAGGCCACAAGGAACUCCAACAAAUUGGCAGAAAAAGUCCGUCUGAGUCUGAAGUACGAGGAGGCCAAGCGAAAGAUCGCCACCAUCGAGGUGCAAAUCGCCAAGCUGGACAGCGAGGCGUGGCCAGGCCUGCUGGACCCGGAGCGCGACCGCCUCAUCCUCAUCAACGAAAAGGAGGAGCUGCUAAAGGAACUCCAAUACGUGCGGCCGCGACAGCGCCUGGAGCCCAAUGACGCCCAGAAGCUGGAAACUGAGAAGAAGCGUCUAGAGAAAGACCUGCAAGCCGCAAGGGACAACCAGAGCAAGGCUCUGACUGAAAGACUGCGACUACACUGCAGGAGGAACAAGCUGGUCAGGGAGCUGGAGGAAUUGGUCCGACUGGCUACGUCGUUACAUACUCAGCUCAAAAGCCUAUCCGCCAGCACAUUGUCAUGUUCGUCCGGCAGCAGUCGAGGCUCACUGACCUCGAGCCACGGCUCGCUGGCCACAACAUCCAGCUUGGGCUCUACAUCCUCCCUCAGUUUCACCGACAUUUACCUGGAGCAGCCAGAGCUGGCCGACCCGGACUUCCAGAACAAGCUGGACAGCCUCUUGCAGGAGGGCGGCCAGGUGGGCUACCGGCCCUCCAACUCCAUUACCACAAUACAUGAACACGAAGUGGUGACGGGCGGUGAAGGGAGGGAUGCCGAAAGGCCUGAUGGCCAAAUACCCGGGCUGGGUGGAUACACUGCCAACAAGGGGGCGGGAGGAGUUGCUGCAGGAGAUGUGGGACCAUCCAGGAUUCAAGCACUCAGACUCUCAGAGACCCCUCACUCCAUGAGCUCGUUGUCGCCGCGCUCGUCGCUUUCCUCGCUCUCGCCGCCAUGCUCACCACUGGUCACAGAAAUUGCUUUCCUGUCGGGGGAGGCCUUUGCUGGCCAAGCGGGGCCUGGCGGGGUAAGCCUGGACCUGGAUCUUCAGAGCAGACUAGCGGAGCUGGACCUCAGGCUGGACUCCCGGCAGCAGCAGGAGCAUAGCGCCCCAAGUGGGCUGGAGGAGAAGCAGAAAUAUAGUUGUGUGCUGGCGGAGGAUCUGAAAGCUGUAGAGUUGCAAGUGAUGACAGCGGGGCCAAAGAAGAUGGGCGUGAUCUCGGCUGUGUCUGACGAGUCUGUCGCCGGGGACAGCGGCGUGUAUGAACCCUCUGACCGCAGGCCAGGGCUCCCUCCUGACGUCAUUCUGGCCUCCGAUGAGGAAAGGUUGCAUUUGGGCUGCGCUCAGGUGCAGCUCGGCUUCCGUUACGAGCCACGGGACCUGCGUUUCACUGUCUCCGUCAUGCGGCUGUCAAACUGCAGCGCCCUCUGUCUUCCCCCUGAUGAGAAAAUGCACGUUCGCGUGGCGGUGCUCCCUUGCGUGGAAACAACCCGCUGCCUAUUCCGAACAUGCGCCUAUCCGCCUCAAGACAUCAUGGAAUUCAACGAGGUGUUCGGAAUGCAUUUGUCCCACAGUGCACUGCGGCAGAAGACAUUGAGGGUGGACGUGUGUGACACAAGCAAUUCGGGCCAUGAACGAUGUCUGGCAGGAGCUCAGAUCAGCCUGGCUGAUGUGAGCUGUUCGGAGGACAGAAGAACUACAUGGUACAACCUGCUGAGUCAUACUUUCCUCACGGACGUCAGGGACAAGGACAAGGGCAGCAGCGUCGCCGGUGCCUUGGACAGGAUUGAGGCUUCAAGCAAUGAGGCAACGUGGCACGGGGACCUGCUGGAGGUAUUUGACGAUGAGGAAGAACUCUGCGCUGCUGGCUCGGAGCCUCUAGAGGAAGGAGACCUGUUCUACGCCAAUGCCUGCCAAUGGGAGGCAGAGGAAGAGCAGCAGGAAGAUGAGGAGGAUGAGGAAAGGCAGACCAAAGUGCUCCCUCUAGCUCCCAUUGCAGAAAAGGUGAACAAGGAGACGACCAUAGAGGGCUUGUCUUCAUCCAAUCACCACUCAGUGGUCCGGCCCAAGGAACGGCGGGCUGACCUCUCCCAGCAGCAGGCCUUUAUGCGGGGCAACGCCAUCAUCCGAUCCAAGACCUUCUCCCCCGGACCGCAGAGGCAGUACAUUUGCAGGAUCAACCGCAGUGACAGCGACAGCUCCACACUCUCUAGGAAGUCUCCGUUUGUGCGUAACGCCUCGGAGAGACGCAGCAUGCGCAUGAAAAAGCCUCCCGUGCAGGUCAAAGGUCUAGAUGGCCUACUGCGCACCUCUCUGGACCUGGAACUGGAUCUGCAGGUGUCCCGCACCCGCCAGUCACGUCUGGCUCAGGAGCUGCACGUGCUGCGUGAGCUCAAGGCGCAGCUGGAGACGGCGCGGCAACAGGGCCAACGCGAGCUGCCCGCCUGGGUCAGGGAAGACGAACGCUUCCGUCUCCUCCUCAAGCACGCCGAGAAGCAGACUCACGAGGAGCAGCUGCAGGAGAAGCGGGUGGAGAAGAUGAUGAGGGCGGUGACGAAGGACGUCCACAAGAUCAGAGGACGCAGCCGCAAGGAGGUGCCCGAGGUGCAGACCUUCAGAGAGAAGAUGGCCUUCUUCACACGAACCAAGACCACCAUUCCGGACCUGCCGGCCGACGACGUGUAGCCAAGCAUUUCAAAGCGUCUCCACCUCCUCCUCCCUCUCACCUCCCGCAAAUCAAGUCAAAACGGUUAUAUGAGGAAUUUUACAAUCUUGUAGACUCAAAAACAAACAUGACCGUGACCACUCAGCAUUGUUAGCUUUUGUAAAUAUAGUGACAACACCGUUUGAGUUUUCCUUUUUUUUUUUUUUUUUUUAAUUUCCUGCAACUAACAUGCCUUUGAAAUCAUUCCAGCACAAACAACAGCACAAAUAUCAAAUCUAACAACAAUGGUACUGAAACAACGGAAGACGAUUAAAAUCAUAAGAACAAUAUGAAGAAUUUUUUUUUCCAUUUUUAAUGAUGUAUCUUGUUUUAAAGCUCUUUAAAUCCACUUUAACUGGAAGCGAUCCUUAUGAUAGCAUCCAUUCCAGGAACUCAUCGCACACCAUUUCUCUCACAAUAUCGACCACAGUACCUUCAUCAGCAGUGCAGAAAAUAUUUUAAUUCUUAAAACUCUUUAAAAAAAAAAAAAAAAAUCUGGUUGUUUGUAUCCUAGUGACAGGACUGAUGGUUGUAAUCAUUUUUUUUUUUUUUACAUUCUUCUCAUUUUUAGUAAAAAACAAACACUCUCUCACUCAGGUAGGAAAGUAGUUAGUUUGCACUUUAACAAUUAUUGUAAAAGUUGUAAAGAGAAAAAACAAUAAUUGUCACGCUGGAAUAAUUGAAACGAUUUCUUUUUUUUGUGACUGUGAACGUCUCGAUUGUAUUUUUUAAUCAGCAAGCGCCAGCCAAUAGGAGCACACCAGCACCUUGCUCUUCUUUCUGUUUGGCUGUUUGAUUGAACUUGUGUCAUAACUAUGAAUUAACCCCCCCCCCCUUUCUUUUAACUGGACUCUCUUAAAAAACAGAACCAAUACUAAUCUUGUCUUCAAUAAUUUGGGCUGUGAAAUUUGUCGAAAGUUAGGUGUACGUUUGAAUUGGAAGUUAAGAGUUUCGGAAAUAUUCCAACUGUAGCAAUCAACAGUGAAUAGAGAGUAACUUCAUCCAAUCGAUCAUAUUCAAGUAUGAAUGUAAACAUUUUGUAUUUUUCACAAGAUGACUUAAUUGCUCUCUUUUCGUUUUAACUUCACUCAGUGAUUGAUUGGAACCUAAAACAAAUAUCGACCAAGUGGCAGCUCGUAAUGUUGAAAAACAAAACCAAAAAAAAAUUGGUGCACUUAUAACACUGCUAAAUUCCUUUUAAUUCCGUGGAAAUUUUCCAAACUUGAAGUUUCCUGGUAUUUUGCAACCUAUUAUUCGUAAGUGUCUCUAAGACUGUUUCCCCCUGCUGGACAUUAGAUGGUGGAUCCUCCAAAAACUGGUUCCUCUCACCCACCAUCAAUGAAAAUGUCAUGUAACAAAUGCCCAACUGUCACUUAAUUGGGAAAAGAAGGUUAUCAUUAAACCAUAGUAAAGUAAAACCACUUGCUCUUUGACAGGGCAGGAACAGGAAGGUGUUUGUGAAGCAAUACUAUCACUUUGUGGUGCUUAAGAAGUAUCGGUGGAAUGUUUCUUUAUGUUAGCGUCUGUUUGGGGAAAAUUAACAAUCGCUCGGAUUGUACUGAAAAGCUUCGACCCAUUUGCAUCUUUUCAGCAAUAACUCCAGUUUUGUUCGACGUCAUUCCAGAUGUGUCCAUGUUUUAUUUUUUUCUUUUCUUUGUGUGUAUUUGAGAGAGGGGAUUUUUUUUUUUUUUUUUAAAUCACCUUCAUCUUUCAGACUCUGAAUAAUUCUAAUUUGGAUCGGCACCAAGUUUAUGGACCUCCCCCCAGCUUUCCUGAAAAUGUAUUAAUUUUGUCCCUCAUCCAGCCGCAAAAUCCCGACAGUUUUGUGUACACUAUAUGUAUGUAUGUCCACGUUCCAAGUUGAGGAUGAAAAAAAAAAAAUUCUACACACUCCUUUACUAAUGUCAUUUUUUUGGGGUGGUAUUCAAUAAUGAGACCAUGAUAAAUCAUUUUAAAACACGAACACUGCUCGUGACUGAAAGAAAAACGUACCAACAGUAUAGUGUGGCGGCGUCAUGAUGUUUUGGGACUAUUUUUCUUCCACUGGAAGAAAAGCUUGAAAGAAGCUGGAGGGAUUUAUGAACAGUUUGAAAUACUAAUCAGUGUCAUCAAACAAACUGGAUUGUGGCAGUGUUGUGCUGGCUCCCUCAAUUUCGAACGUAAUUGAUUCAUUCCGAUCACGACGUCCGCACUUGCGUUACUACGUGAUGAGAGGGUGUGCGCACCUGUGCAAUCACGUCAAAUUUUUUUUUUUUACUUUCCUCUCCAAAAUUCUUUUAAUUGAGAUGCACAGGGUAUAAGAUCACGUGACUAGUGGUAAAAUAUUUGUAAUGAUUAAUUUUUUUUUUUUAACAGAAACCUGGCAUUUGAACAAGGGUGUGAAGACUUUUCAAACUCACAAGUGAUGAGAGAGAAUUGGGAGUUAGAUGUUUUGUUUUGAAAAAUCCAAAGGCUGGAAUAUUGUUUUUUUUUUCCUCCCCUUAAUUUGAACACUUUGUUUGUCAAGAGAAUCUCAGUGUAUGUUAUACAUGUGGAUAAAGGAAUGUAGUUUUUAACCACACGAAUGUUGAGAAAAGCAUGCUUUUAAAAAAAAAUGUAAAAUGUUUUCCGCCCCACUGAAUCUGUUGAAGAUGAUGAGGUUGAGGAUGUGGGUGAGUGUGCUCCCGUUUGUAUGUAGGAAACAACCAGCAUUAGUAUUUAUUGCACUUUUUUUUUUUUCAUUUGGGUGUGCUUUUUGCUUUUUUUUUUCUCCCCCCCUCCCCCUUUUUGUUUUUCAUCAAAAGCUGUGAAUUUAAUUCCAACACAGUGUACUGUCGACCAGAGUUGUAAAUAUUUCACCAGCACAAAAAAAAAAAAAACAAAAAUACACUAUGUUUUGUAGUUUCACAACAAAUAAAAUAAA
This is a messenger RNA of Syngnathoides biaculeatus (alligator pipefish), 7114 nucleotides long. It is a transcript of the gene wwc1, whose product is annotated as WW and C2 domain containing 1. Bases 735 to 4193 code for a protein of 1152 amino acids. Gene Ontology annotation, molecular function: molecular adaptor activity; kinase binding. Lineage: Eukaryota; Metazoa; Chordata; Actinopteri; Syngnathiformes; Syngnathidae. The transcript has 22 exons. Gene Ontology annotation, biological process: regulation of hippo signaling; cell migration; regulation of DNA-templated transcription. The record is from RefSeq and is a predicted model, not a curated record. Gene Ontology annotation, cellular component: cytoplasm.